Cynara cardunculus var. scolymus (artichoke) is the source of this 1056-nucleotide messenger RNA. Its product is annotated as protein trichome birefringence-like 38. The transcript is spliced from 5 exons. Gene Ontology annotation, cellular component: Golgi apparatus. Lineage: Eukaryota; Viridiplantae; Streptophyta; Magnoliopsida; Asterales; Asteraceae. Gene Ontology annotation, molecular function: O-acetyltransferase activity. Bases 1 to 1044 code for a protein of 347 amino acids. The record is from RefSeq and is a predicted model, not a curated record.
AUGGGUGGUGAGAUAGGAAGAGGGUGGUGUGCAAUUGUGAUCUUGAGUGCACUUGUGUUAGCAACAAGAUGUGAUAACAUGUGUGAUUUAUACCAAGGGAGUUGGGUGUACGAUGAGUCGUAUCCUAUGUACGAUUCGACGAAAUGCCCGCAUAUCCGAAAGGAAUACGAUUGCAUCAAGUACGGUCGCCCCGAUCUCACCUACCUCAAAUUCAGAUGGCAACCCACCAAUUGCCCCUUGCCCAGAUUUGAUGGCGAAGAAUUCUUAAGAAAAAUGAGCGGAAAAAAGAUAAUGUACGUUGGCGAUUCAGUAAGCGUAAAUCAGUGGCAAUCAAUGGUUUGCCUUCUUCAUGCUGCAUUGCCAUCUCAAUCCAACAUAACUGAUGAAACUAUCAACUCAACUAGAACCGUCACGUACCAGGAUUACGGAGUUUCGAUUUCGGUUUUCUUAUCUCAUUACUUGGUAGACAUUGUUGAUGAGAAAAUUGGACGGGUUAUGAGACUUGAUUCCAUCGCAGACGGAGAUAUAUGGAAAGAGAACGAUGUUUUGAUCUUUAAUACUUGGCUUUGGUGGUAUCGUAGCGGAGAUAAACAACCAUGGGAUUAUAUUGAAACAGAUAAUAAAAUACUGAAGGACAUGGAUAGAAUGGCUGCUUUUCGCGAGGGUUUGAAGACUUGGGCGAAUUGGGUCGAUUCAGAUGUGAACACACUAAAAACGACCGUGUUUUUCCAAGGAGUUUCGCCGUCUCAUUACAAUGGGGUAGAAUGGAACGAGAAGGGGGUGACAAACUGUGCAAAAGAAAGGCUUCCGAUGAGUGGAUCAACAUACCCAGGUGGCAUCCCGAUGGCAGAGACGGUGGUGGAGCAGGUGUUAAGUGGUGUUAGAAAACCAGUGUCAUUACUCAACAUAACAAGAUUGUCUCAAUUGAGAAAAGAUGGGCAUCCAAGCAAUUUCAAUGCCUUCAAAGGGAUGGAUUGCACACACUGGUGUGUAGCUGGGGUUCCUGAUACGUGGAACCAACUUCUAUCUGCUGCUCUUAUUUGAAGCCCAUUUUUG